AUGGCGAUUUUAUUACGGAGAGAUUGCGACGCGAGUGCCAACUCGGCCAAUUGCGAGAAACCCGUCAGCGAUUUCCUCAAGACAGGGGUGCCGGGGAUUAUCGUGGGAAUACUUGUCCUAAUUGCCAUCUGCGUAUGCUGCUAUCUCCUCUACCGGAAUAAGAAACAAGACGCGCGCGAGGCGGAGGAUGCGCGUCGUUGGAACGUCGACAAAUAA
Messenger RNA from Aspergillus lentulus, 216 nucleotides. NCBI's taxonomy places the organism in Eukaryota, Fungi, Ascomycota, Eurotiomycetes, Eurotiales, Aspergillaceae. The record is from RefSeq and is a predicted model, not a curated record.